UAAGAAACAAACUUUUUUCUCGAACUUCACGCUCACACAUAUCAAUCUUCCUUUUAUUCGACUCAGAAUUUUUAUUUUUUUAUUUUUUUUUUUUGUCUGCCCGAGAAAAAAUCAGAUCGUGAAACUUGCUGAGAACGAAAUUGAAUCGAAGAUUGUUCUUUUAUUUUUUUCUUUAAUCGUUUGUUUGGUUGCAGAGAAAAGAAAGAAAGAAAUUAAGAAAGAAGAUCGAUGGGUUCAGAACAGAGCGAAGGUACAAGCUAUCAGCCAUCGGAGCCAAAACCAUGUGCAAACAACUGUGGCUUUUUCGGCACAGCCGGAACCAUGAAUCUCUGUUCUAAAUGCUACAGAGAUUUCCGCAUCAAAGAGGAACAGGCAGCUUCAGCCAAAGCCGCCGUGGAAAAGUCUUUCAACCCCUCCGGCGCCGCCGUAACCAAACAGCCUGAGAAUCAGGCAGCGGUGUUUUCCGGUGUUGCAUCGCAAUCGUUUAUCGGAUCUUCCUCUUCUCCUUCUUCGUCUACGGCGGCGAUCGGCGGUGAUCGAGUGGAACCGAAGGCGGCGAACCGGUGUUUGACCUGCAACAGGAAGGUCGGAUUGACCGGGUUUAAGUGCAAGUGCGGGAGUAUGUUCUGCGGAGCGCAUCGGUACCCGGAGAAGCAUGAAUGCACUGUUGACUUCAAAAUUGCUGGUCGCGAGGCCAUUGCCAAGGCUAAUCCUGUGGUUAAAGCUGAUAAGAUUCAGAGGUUAUAAAUCCGGCUGUUUAUAGAAUUUUAUUGUCUUUUUUUGGUUGGGUUUUAUUUUCUAGUGUGAUUUGGGAUUAUAUUUAGCUGAGUGAUUGAAAUUUGGGAGUAGAAGGAAAUUUAAUUAUGAUGCUUUUAUUUUAUUUAUUUA
Molecule: messenger RNA, 888 nt
Organism: Ziziphus jujuba (common jujube)
Lineage: Eukaryota; Viridiplantae; Streptophyta; Magnoliopsida; Rosales; Rhamnaceae
Product: zinc finger A20 and AN1 domain-containing stress-associated protein 1
Exons: 1
Coding region: 229-747 (172 amino acids)
Biological process (GO): proteasome-mediated ubiquitin-dependent protein catabolic process
Molecular function (GO): zinc ion binding; DNA binding
Source: RefSeq, a predicted model, not a curated record